GUUUGUCCGAGUCACAACACUUCGAGCUUGCAAGUGGAAUCUGCUGUUAAAUCAUCGCCUUUCAUUAUUUCAACAUUGCAACUAUGCAUUUCAACAGGCUAGUCGCGUCCUUCGUGUUCCUGGCGGUCGCAGGAUUCAGUCGCGGAAGCCCAGUCGUCGUCACGGCCCCUCCUGAAGUGGCCGCCCAGUGCCCCUACACCCCGGGGGAGUACCCUCUGCUGCUGCCCAACCCCGUCGACUGCGGCUCCUUCUACAUGUGCAGCUGGUACGGGACGGCCAUCUUGCAGUUUUGUCCAGAUGGUCUCCACUUCAAUGUUAAACUGCAGGUGUGUGACUACCCUGCUUACGCCAACUGUGUCGAGAGAACUACGACUGCGCCAGUCACUGCUCAAACAACAGCUGCCACUGCGCCAGCAGUUGCGCCAGUUAAUGUAACUACAGCUGCGCCAGUCAAUGUAACAACAGCUGCCCCAGUUAAUGUAACAACAGCUGCGCCAGUUAAUGUAACUACAGCAGCGCCAGUUAAUGUAACUACAGCAGCGCCAGUUAAUGUAAUGUAA
Molecule: messenger RNA, 560 nt
Organism: Penaeus vannamei (Pacific white shrimp)
Lineage: Eukaryota; Metazoa; Arthropoda; Malacostraca; Decapoda; Penaeidae
Source: RefSeq, a predicted model, not a curated record